CCUGUGCCUCCUUAUUCCUGCGGCAAACCUCGGCCUGUGUAUGUGUGUGUAGGCCCCGCCCCCUUUCUCCGCGCGCGGCACUUCAAGGUCGAAGGCCGAGCCGUGCACUGCGGAUGCGAUCUGCGCGCGCGUUCCUUUCCCUCUUCCUUUUGCAAGUGGCACCGGGCGCGCGGCCUCCGUCUGCGCGUGCGCGGCAACAGUUUUAAAAGCACAACACUUAUCAGCUGCAAUGGAACGUGUGUUUACUCCACUGGAAUGUCUGCUUCCCACUGGAAACCUGAAGAUUUGCCUUCUGAUUCUCAACCAGCCUUUGAACAAAGAUCAUUUUCAUCAUCUGUGGAGUAGAGCUGUAUUGAGAGCAUGUGUUGAUGGAGGUGCUAAUCACUUGUAUCGCAUCACAGAAGGAUAUCGCGAAAGUUUUUUGCCUGAUUUUAUCAGUGGGGACUUUGACUCCAUUACGCCUGAAGUAAAGGAGUAUUACGCAGUCAAGGGGUGUGAGCUCAUAGAGACUCCAGAUCAAGAUUUAACAGACUUCACCAAAUGUCUUGAGGUACUCCUGAAGAGGAUAGAAAAGAAAGCCUUGAAGAUUGAUGUGAUUAUAACCUUGGGUGGACUUGAAGGUCGAUUUGACCAAAUCAUGGCAACUGUGGAGACUCUCUUUCAUGGAAUUAAGAUAACCUCCUUUCCCAUCGUAGUUAUUCAGGAGACGUCACUGAUAUACCUACUGCAGCCUGGAAAGCAUAAAUUGCUUGUAAACACAGGAUUAGAAGGCAAAUGGUGUGGCCUCAUUCCUAUUGGGAGCGCUUGUGAUUGCGUUACUACAACAGGCCUAAAGUGGAACCUUGAUGGAAGCAUUCUCAAGUUUGGGAAACUUGUCAGCACUUCAAAUACAUACGACGGCUCUGGGGUAGUGAUCAUUGAAACCGAUAAGCCUUUGCUUUGGACAAUGGGCAUCCAAGAGAAAGAAAGUGCUUAAAAGGUUACCACUGCUAAUUUUGUUCAGUCAGAACUUUAAACUGACAUCUCCCACAGAUCUUCAACUAAUAAUGCAAAUAGAUUUGUGUAAUGACCUUAAAGAUCAUUGUACAUUUUAUCAUCAAUUUUACUCAUCAGCCUUUGUUUGCCACAUCAAUUAUAGGUAUUUUAAGAAAUGUAUUCUUGGAACAAGUUUGCCUUUUUAAAGCAUUUUUUGAUAGAGGUUGCUUUUUAAGAUUUUGAAGGGGGAAGCUGAUAAACCAAAAUAGAUUUUAUUAACACAUGAUGCCUUCAAUAAAUGCAACGUGAUUUGCCCACUAGCCUGGAAAUAAAUAGGACUUUUUUUUACAAUGCCAAUAGAACUAUAAAUAUAGCCUCCACUGUAUACGUGUUUUCACACAUACUAGCAAGCAGUGCAAGAAGGAAGUCUAACCUUCUGAGGAGUAUGUAUACAUACCCAGGGUGCAAGAGACUUUCACCCUCAUAAAACUAUGGUGUAUGACUCUUUACUCCUAAAUCCUGCUAAUACAGUUCUUUCUAUCCCUCAUCCAUUGCCAGAUUUUAUGUCAUUAUGCUGUAGAGGAAAUGUAUAGCAAGCAACACACUCUUUCAGUGCAAGCAGAGAUCAAGCUCUUUUGCUUGAAUAAAAAGGUAAAGAGAAAACAAAGGAAGGGAUGCCUCCUAUUAAUAUAGCUGUAACAUCCAUAUGAGAAGCUUUGAAAUUACUUGUAAAUGAGGUUGUCAGCAUAACACAUGACAAUGUGUAUGUUAAUGAGAAAAGAAUCAAUCUAGUGCAAAUCCUAUUAAAUUGUCAAUGUAAACAGUAAGUAUAAGUUUUCAAUCUUGUCUAGUGUGGGAUUGUUAGCUCUUUGAAUCCCCAUGGGGAGAAAGGCGGGUACAAAUAAAGUUAAUAAUUUUUUAUUGUGUCAGAAGCGACUUGAGAACAUACUGCAAAUCGCUUCUGGUGUGAGAGAAUUAGAUGAUACAGAGAUGUUGCCCAGGGGACACCCGAAUGUGUUACCAUCCUGCUGGGAGGCUUCUCUCAUGUCCCCAAGUUAAUAAUAAUAAUAUAAGAGUAUCCCCUUGCUUAAAUCUGUAUGGACCACUAUAACACAUUUUUGAGCUACUGCUCAUCAUACUUGCUAAAGUUGUAACUGAACUGCAUUUGUAAAAAGGGAAUGUAACCUAAUGCCAUGUGUUAUGCUAAUUCAAUUUUUUAAAUGUUAAUGUUACUUUUGCUAUUGACAACAUAUAGAAGAGCAAAGAGCCCAGUCUGUUUGAAAUUGUAAGUCAAACAUCAUUAAAGAAAUGAAAGUCAGACCAGUUCUGUAGUUAACAUAACUAAGACGAUACACAAAACUUGUGAUGUCUACGCUUAUGUAUUCCAGUACGCCACUCACUGCAACAGAUAUCAUUGGUUCUUACUUCAAGAUUUACACCAAAUGUACCCCCAGAUGCUUUGUAUUACAAUGUGUACAAAAAAAAAACCAAGAGAUCGCAGAAUUUAUCAAGAUGUGCUUGUAUUAACUAAACAGAAUGCCGCAACAGUUGUUCUUUAAAAACUGGUUUAUACUGACGAACAAUAAAAGAUGAUAUAAAGCCA
This is a messenger RNA of Anolis carolinensis (green anole), 2578 nucleotides long. It is a transcript of the gene tpk1, whose product is annotated as thiamin pyrophosphokinase 1. Gene Ontology annotation, molecular function: ATP binding; thiamine diphosphokinase activity; thiamine binding. The record is from RefSeq and is a predicted model, not a curated record. Lineage: Eukaryota; Metazoa; Chordata; Lepidosauria; Squamata; Anolidae. The transcript is spliced from 9 exons. The coding region runs from base 230 to 976 and encodes 248 amino acids. Gene Ontology annotation, biological process: thiamine metabolic process; thiamine diphosphate biosynthetic process.